UUUUAUAAUUUUGUUGUAGUCAUUAUCUCAAAGAGAGAAAGCUAUCCGCCAUGUCUGAUGAGGAGCACCAUUUUGAGUCGAAGGCAGAUGCAGGGGCAUCCAAGACCUUCCCGCAGCAAGCUGGUACCAUUCGAAAGAAUGGCUACCUAGUCAUCAAAUCCCGCCCUUGCAAGGUUGUUGAGGUCUCCACUUCAAAAACUGGCAAGCAUGGGCAUGCUAAGUGUCACUUUGUGGCAAUUGAUAUUUUCAAUGGGAAAAAGCUUGAAGAUAUUGUUCCUUCCUCUCACAACUGUGAUGUUCCUCAUGUUAAUCGCACUGACUACCAGCUGAUUGACAUCUCGGAAGAUGGUUUUGUAUCUCUUCUCACUGAAAACGGGAACACCAAAGAUGACCUGAGGCUUCCCACGGAUGAUACUCUGCUUGGCCAGAUUAAAGGUGGAUUUGAUGAAGGAAAGGAUCUUAUUUUGACUGUUAUGUCUGCAAUGGGAGAAGAGCAGAUCUGUACAGUGAAGGACAUUGGUAAAACUAAUUAAGUCGCAUGGUUUCCAACUCUAUCGUGCUAUAGCGAAAGCUUCAUCUGUUUUAAGGGAUCCUUGUUCGCAGAACCUGAACCUUGUUGGUUGGACUUUAGACAAAAGUGCGGGCAACUCAUGUAGUGAAGGAUCUGCAGCAGCAGUGGAUUGAGAUUUUUACCCUUUUUGGUUAUGUUUUAUUUCUGUGCUUAACUGUUGCAGUUAAAUUCAAUCUUAUGGGCAUGAUUCCUUUCCUUUUGAAGAAACUGGCAUUAUGAAAGAA
Molecule: messenger RNA, 795 nt
Organism: Ipomoea nil (Japanese morning glory)
Lineage: Eukaryota; Viridiplantae; Streptophyta; Magnoliopsida; Solanales; Convolvulaceae
Product: eukaryotic translation initiation factor 5A-4
Exons: 5
Coding region: 51-533 (160 amino acids)
Biological process (GO): positive regulation of translational elongation; positive regulation of translational termination
Molecular function (GO): RNA binding; translation elongation factor activity; ribosome binding
Source: RefSeq, a predicted model, not a curated record